UCAGCUGUUUCUGUUAACACACUGCAGUUGUUUUGUUUUGUUUUAUUAUAUGUGGGAGGUUUCUGAGUUUCACCUCAGCUGAGCAGCGUGUCGCGUUUCAUCCAAAGCGGAACUCAAGUUGACUUUGAGCUCGAGUGUUUGUUUCCACACGGCCGAAUAAUCUUCAUUCAUCGUCGGUUACGUGGUUGGAGAUGGCAGCUCUCAGAUCGGCACUCUAUGGACGACUUCUUCAGGCCCCCCCCUUCUCCUUCGGCUCUCUGCGGUUCGCCAGCUCCUUCAAGGCGGCGGAUCUCGCCAUCGAACGCAACCCGGCAUGCAAGCCGAAGCCCGACCCCUCCACGCUGGUGUUCGGCAAACAGUUCUCCGACCACAUGUUGACCAUCAACUGGUCGGAGAAGGAGGGCUGGGAGGCUCCUCAGAUCAAACCUUUCCAGAACCUGUCGCUGCACCCCGCCAGCUCGGCCCUGCACUACUCCAUAGAGCUGUUUGAAGGCAUGAAGGCGUUCCGCGGAGUCGACAACCACAUCCGUCUGUUCAGACCCAUGCUGAACAUGGAGAGGAUGCAUCGGAGCGCCGACAGAAGCUGCCUCCCUUUGUUCGAUAAAGGUGAACUGCUGGAGUGCAUCAGGAAGCUGGUGGAGGUCGACCAGGAGUGGGUGCCUUACUCUCAGGACGCCAGCCUCUACAUCAGACCCACAUUCAUAGGAACUGAGCCGUCCCUCGGCGUGUCCCGGACAGGAAAAGCUAUGAUCUUUGUCAUCGUCGGCCCAGUUGGACCUUACUUUGCCACGGGAUCCUUCAACCCCGUUUCUCUGCUGGCAGACCCGUCAUUCGUCAGGGCUUGGCAAGGAGGCGUCGGGGCCUACAAGAUGGGAGGUAAUUACGGACCUACGAUAGCGGUGCAGAACGAGGCGGUGAAGCGUGGCUGUCAGCAGGUCCUCUGGCUGUACGGCGAGCAGGAGGAGAUCACCGAGGUCGGCACCAUGAACCUCUUCAUCUACUGGACCAAUGAGAAAGGAGAGAAAGAGCUGCUGACUCCUCCUCUGGACGGCAUCAUUCUCCCGGGAGUCACCAGACAGUCUCUGCUGGACCUGGCCAGAGAAUGGGGUGAGUUUAAGGUGACGGAGCGCACGAUGGGCAUGAAGGAGCUGCUGGGAGCUCUGGAUGCCGGGAGGAUCCAGGAGGUGUUUGGAGCAGGGACGGCCUGCGUCGUCUGUCCAGUCGGCAGCCUCCUCUACAGAGGAAAGACGUACGAAAUCCCGACGAUGCAGAAUGGUCCGGACCUGGCCAAGAGGUUCCACAAAGAUCUUACUGAUAUUCAGUACGGACGCAAAUCGAGCGAAUGGGCGCCGCUGGUCGUUUAAUCGGCCGUAUUGCACACGCCAGUUGUAUCAACAGUUAAUCUCAUUAUUCCAGUUUGGACGACCAGCAGCUCCUCACUCCUCACCUCCUCACCUCCUCACCUCUCAACACACUGAUGCACUCCUCCUCCUCCUCCUCCUCACCUCUCCCUCUCUCUGUCUGUCGGUCUUCUUGGGCAACUUUUCCGGGACUCUCAUAGGAAAUACUGUUGGUGGUUGGAAAUUAAUGGUUUUGCUUUGGAAAGCAAUAUUAGUAACAAUAUGCAAUGUUUUGAACAAACUGCAGACAGCCGGAUGAUAAACGUCGUGCCAGGCCGUGAUGUUUAUUAGAAUAGCACGAGUGCAUUCAUGUCUCUUUAAUUAGGUCGAUUUGCUUUAAGGCUGCACUUCAUGCAAGUGACUGCUUAUAGGUAAUAGCACAAAUAUGCAUUUUGAUUAACAUUGCAUUCUGAUAUUAACACAAAAAGGCACAAAAACAGACGUAGGAGGUGAAAUAUUUGCAAUACUAAAGUGGUUAUAUAUUCUGUGUGUGUGUGUGUGUGUGUAGGAAUUAACAUUAGACAGUGAUCCUCUUGGCAUUAUGUACUGUACUGUACUGUGUACUGUUUCUCACAGGAAAACCUUAGAUUAACAAUAACCUGUACUUACUUGCAAUGGUGUUUCUUCUCCAAAAACCUUUUAACUGUUACGUGUGAGCUGUGGACGCAUCAUAGGAAAUGUUUUGUUGUAAUGAUCUGAGAGUACUGCUGCAGUCUUCACGUGGGGGGGGCCCCGUGUCACUUUGACUCCAGAGUUUGCACUGACCUGAAGUUUUUAAAUGUCGGAUACGCAUCUGAGAUUUUUAAGAGCGGGAAACUUGAGCGGUUUUUAAUGUUUGUUGGUUUUUGUUUGUAAAAAAAAUUCGACUGCACAAAAACUAAAGAUUGAGAUUUUUAAAAAAAUAAUUAAAAGGCGAGGUCGACGUGAACUUUUAACACGCACAAGUGGUUUGGACGACGAGAAGGCCUGCACGCUGUAACAGAACGUUGAGACGCCGCGGUUCCUCCUGCACUAGUUUGUUUUAUCGUUAUGAGAACAACAUGGUAACAGAUAGAUUGUGUUAUUUUUGAUGUGGUAUUAGGCCGACUGUCUUCCAAAGUGUGUUUCCUUUGAAUGUAUUUUUAUUUUUACACUCAUACUUGCUGUCCCGUCUCUCUGUCGAAGUGCCUGACCUCAGUCUGUUCGCUUGUUCUUCUGUGGAUCUUCAGCUGCUCUUUGGUUUUUUUCCACUUUGUGCACUAGCUGGAUUCUUUUUUUCUUUUUAAAUGUGCUGUUACUUUUACGCUGCUGUUAUGUUUUUACAAUAAACCUGAACUGAGCUCA
Molecule: messenger RNA, 2723 nt
Organism: Larimichthys crocea (large yellow croaker)
Lineage: Eukaryota; Metazoa; Chordata; Actinopteri; Sciaenidae
Gene: bcat2
Product: branched chain amino-acid transaminase 2, mitochondrial
Exons: 11
Coding region: 192-1364 (390 amino acids)
Biological process (GO): L-leucine biosynthetic process; L-valine biosynthetic process
Cellular component (GO): mitochondrion
Molecular function (GO): branched-chain-amino-acid:2-oxoglutarate transaminase activity
Source: RefSeq, a predicted model, not a curated record